AUGAGUCCCUCAUCUUCCGUCUGUUUGACCAGCCCGUACGGAGGUGGCGGCGGUAGUAACUGCGGUAGCUACACGAGCGACUCGUCUCCAACAACCACGGAAUUUUCGGAAUUUUUUAACGCACCUGCCACCUAUAUGGAAAAAGAUUUCUCUCUGCUAACUCUCUCUGAUGAUGAACAGAAGAAACUGUACGAGGCUGCUAAGAUAGUCCAGGAUUGUUACAGAAAGUAUAAAGGUUUGUCAACACACCAAUUGAAACAAAGGCAGGAGGAAAUCAAUGCCGCCAUACUGAUACAAAACUGUUUCCGUAGGUAUAAACAGUUUAUGUUCCACAAACGUAUGACUCAAGCCGCGGUGCUGAUACAGAGUCAGUUCAGAAGCUACUACGCCCAGAAGAAAUUUAAACGAAGUCGCGAGGCAGCUACGAUAAUCCAGAGCAAGUAUCGGGCCUACAAACAACAUGAGCGAUACAUGAAGAGUAAACAUGCCGUCGUCAUCAUUCAGCAGAGAUUUCGGUUCGUUCGUUUGGUUCGUUCGUUUGGUUCGUUCGUUUGGUUUGUUCGUUCGUUUGGUUCGUUCGUUCUUUUGGUUUGUGUGAUGGUUGAUUUGUUGAUUGAAUGGGGUCGUUGGUGA
Messenger RNA from Helobdella robusta, 633 nucleotides. RefSeq lists its product as hypothetical. Gene Ontology annotation, biological process: regulation of transcription by RNA polymerase II. Gene Ontology annotation, molecular function: transcription coregulator activity; protein binding; double-stranded DNA binding. Gene Ontology annotation, cellular component: nucleus. The record is from RefSeq and is a predicted model, not a curated record. NCBI's taxonomy places the organism in Eukaryota, Metazoa, Annelida, Clitellata, Rhynchobdellida, Glossiphoniidae. The coding region runs from base 1 to 633 and encodes 210 amino acids. The transcript has 3 exons.